This is a messenger RNA of Orycteropus afer afer, 1423 nucleotides long. It is a transcript of the gene LYSMD2, whose product is annotated as LysM domain containing 2. The record is from RefSeq and is a predicted model, not a curated record. Lineage: Eukaryota; Metazoa; Chordata; Mammalia; Tubulidentata; Orycteropodidae.
GUGAACUCCAUUCGUUCUUUCCCCUGCAGGUGCGCUUCUGCAGCGGGCGUCCAGGGAAGGCAGGACACUGCGGAGGGAGGCGCCCGCCAUGCCAGGUCCCCAGCUCCCCGCCUCGGCCUCCCGCCCGCCGCCCCCGCGGAACCGCGGUCCGCAGCCGCUGUGAAGAGUAAGAGGAGGCGCCGGCGGAGCAGGCACCGCCCCCUUGGCGAGCUUCUCGACCUGGCGGCCUCGGCAGGACCCAUGGCGGAUUCCUCGCCCGCGCUGUCCCUGAGGGAAGGCAGACCCCGGGCAUCCCGGCCCCGGGCUCCGCCGUCGCCGCCGCCACGCUCGCGCUCCGGCUCUGAGUCCGAGGAGGCCGAGCUGUCGCUAAGCCUGGCCCGCACCAAGACCCGCUCGUACGGCAGCACCGCCAGUGUGCGGGCGCCGCUGGGCGUCAGCGUCUUCGAGCGCCAUGUGGAGCACCAGGUCUGCGCUGGCGACACGCUGCAGGGCAUUGCGCUCAAGUACGGAGUCUCGAUGGAGCAGAUAAAAAGGGCAAAUAAACUGUUUACCAAUGAUUGUAUAUUUCUGAAGAAAACGUUGAACAUCCCAGUUAUAUCAGAGAAGCCUUUGUUGUUUAAUGGACUUAACUCAAUUGAUUCUCCAGAAAAUGAAACUGUUGAAAGCAGUCUUUCUCGUGAAGAAGAGCCAGUGGUGGCUAAGAAAGACCUCUCUCCUCCCAGUCAUCCUCAGGAAGCUGAUGUUCAGCCUGCACAGCCCGAGGAAGUGUCAGCCCGAGAUUUCCUGCAGAGACUAGACUUGCAAAUUAAGUUAUCAACACAGGCAGCCAAGAAACUAAAAGAAGAAAGCAGAGAUGAAGAAAGCCCCUAUGCAACUUCCCUCUAUCACAGCUGAUUAGGGGGCCUAACUCUAACUUGGAUUAAUAAGUGGUUGGGCCAUAAAGAAGACAAGAACUGAAGAUUCAAAAGCAUGUCUUUUGAAUUUCCAUAGCAUACAUCUUAAAAUCACAAUUUAGUAGUUCCAACUACUGCAAUUGCAUUGACGUGAUUAGCUCCUGCUGGCUUACUGUAAUUUUAAGUCUUAUUAUGGUAUGAGAGCAAAAUUGUAUCCUAAAGCUUAUCACUUUUGUAGGUGGUGGUAGUUUUCAGGCUAGCUUUUGUAAAUACUGGUUGACAUAAAAGCAUCAAAGACUAUUUACGUAUUCAAGAUAAAAAGUUUAUCUCCUGAUAAAAUUUAAUUAUAUGAAAAACAUGGUUGCUGUUUAUGUGAUGCUGACUUUGCUGUGUGUUUAUAACUUAAGUGCUACAUAUAUAUUUCUAUAUGUAUUACAUAUUCUGUAAUAAGGAAACAAAUUUUGUCAGUUAUUUUGUAAAAAUAAACUACAAGAGUCUGAAUGAGAAAAUAAACUAUGUUUUCAUACUUG